CCCAUCCAUUAUCGACUAAUGGCUCUCCUCUUUUUUUCUAAAAACCCAUCAUUUCUCAUUCUCUUCUUUUUAUCAUCUCUUCUCUUUCUCACUACCCAACAAUGCAACCAUCACCACUUCUCUGCUUUGCUCCACUUAAAGAAUGGCUUUGAUUUCCGUCCUCUCCCCUCUUGGAAUUCAAACAAUACCGAUUGCUGCUCUUGGGAACGCAUCACGUGCGAUGGACCCACUGGUCACGUGAUCAGCCUCGACCUCAGUGAGCUCCAUAUCUCUGGUCGGAUUGAUUUUGGAAGCCUCUUUCGUCUUCGGAGCCUGCAGAAGCUCAACCUCGCUUACAAUGAUUUUGAUGGCUCUCCAAUCCCAUCUGGGUUUGACCAGCUCACCAGUUUGACCCAUCUCAACCUCUCUCACUUAUCCUUUUAUGGCCAAAUCCCACUGGAAAUCUCCCGCUUGAUCACUUUGGUUUCUCUCGAUCUUUCUUUCAAUGAAUAUGACAAUGGUUCAUCCUUUAAAUUCCCGAAACUCGAAAACCCAAGCCUUGGGGCAGUCGUCCAAAACCUUUCCAAUCUGAGUGAACUCUAUCUGGACUGGGUAGACAUCUUAGCACUGGGUAGUGAGUGGGGCCAGCCCUUAUUCUUCCCACAUCCUCCUCUCCGCAACUUGAGCUUACAAGAUUGUCUUCUUUCAGGCUCCAUCUAUUCUUUCCUUUCACAGCUCCAUUUCUUAUCUGAACUCGAUCUCAGUCGAAACAAACUCUCCUCUGCAGUGCCCAGCUUCCCAGGGAGUCUCCGCAAGUUGAUCUUACAAGAAUGUGGUCUUUCAAGCUCCAUCUAUUCUUCCCUUUCACAGCUCCAUUUCUUAUCUGAACUCGACCUCAGCUAUAACAAUCUCUCCUCUGCAGUGCCCAGCUUCCCAGGGAGUCUCCGCAAGUUGAUCUUACAAGAAUGUGGUCUUUCAAGCUCCAUCUAUUCUUCCCUUUCACAGCUCCAUUUCUUAUCUGAACUCGACCUCACCUAUAAUAAUCUAUCCUCAGCAGUGCCCAGCUUCCCAGGGAGUCUCCGCAAGUUGAUCUUACAAGAUUGUGGUCUUUCAAGCUCCAUCUAUUCUUCCCUUUCACAGCUCCAUUUCUUAUCUGAACUCGAUCUCAGUCGAAACAAUCUCUCCUCUGCAGUGCCCAGCUUCCCAGGGAGUCUCCGCAAGUUGAUCUUACAAGAAUGUGGUCUUUCAAGCUCCAUCUAUUCUUCCCUUUCACGGCUCCAUUUCUUAUUUGAACUCGACCUCACCUAUAACAAUCUGUCCUCUGCAGUGCCCGGCUUCCCAGGGAGUCUCCGCAAGUUGAUCUUACAAGAUUGUGGUCUUUCAAGCUCCAUCUAUUCUUCCCUUUCACAGCUCCAUUUCUUAUCUGAACUCGACCUCACCUAUAAUAAUCUAUCCUCAGCAGUGCCCAGCUUCCCAGGGAGUCUCCGCAAGUUGAUCUUACAAGCCUGUGGUCUUUCAAGCUCCAUCUAUUCUUCCCUUUCACAGCUCCAUUUCUUAUCUGAACUUGACCUCAGCUAUAACAAUCUCUCCUCUGCAAUAGAUUCUCUCAGUAAUCUCGAAUUCUUGACUCAUUUACGCCUCAGCAAUUGCAACUUGUCAGGAUCAUUACCAUCCUCACUUUUGAACCUUACCAAACUGCAAUAUCUGUAUCUUUCAUCCAAUAAAUUGAGCGGCCCAAUUCCUUCUUCAUCUGGAAACGAGCUUCUGAAUCUCAAAGUGAUCAGCUUAUGGAAUAAUUUGCUUAAUGGGACCAUUCCAUCAUCAUUGUUUUCACUCCCAUCAUUACAAAGGUUGGUUCUCAGAGGUAACCAACUCAGCGGUCAACUUGGCGAGUUUCACAAUGCCUCUUCUUCACAGCUGGAGUACAUCCACUUGGGUAACAAUAAAUUGCAGGGUAUGAUACCCAGAUUUAUCUUUCAACUUACCAACCUUCGAGAACUUUACGUUUCUUCCAAUGAUUUCAGUGGCGUUGUGGAGCUAGGCUUAUUUCAAAACCUCAAAAAACUUCACUAUCUGGAUCUUUCAGAUAACAACUUGUCAGUCCAAUAUGGCAGUGGUAAUUCCACAUUUGUUUCCAUACCCCAGUUUCAAUCUUUGUUGUUACGUUCUUGCAACAUCAGCACAUUUCCAAAUUUCUUGAGAAAUCAAGUGCAGUUGAGUAAAUUGGACCUUUCCAAUAAUAAAAUUAGUGGUGAAAUACCCAAAUGGAUAUGGGAGGUUGGCAAUGGGUCUUUAAACUCUUUAAAUCUUUCUCACAAUGUUCUACAGAGAAUAGAACCAUCUCCCCAUCUUUUGUUGAUCAUUGACUUCAGUGUUCUGGACAUUAGCUCCAACAAGCUAGAAGGCUCACUUCCUAUCCCACCCCCUUCCAUCUUUUUCUUUUCAGUUUCAAACAAUAGCCUUGGUGGUGAAAUCCCUCGAUCAGUUUGCAAUGCAACAUCCCUAGCAGUCCUUGAUUUAUCUCACAACAACUUCAUCGGUCAGAUUCCACCAUGUUUGGGUGAGAUUGGUGGUAGACUUAAUGUGUUGAAUCUUCAAGGAAAUGCUUUCAAUGGCACCUUACUUCAGACAUUUAAAGAGGGAUGCAACAUACAAACGCUUGAUCUCAGUGGGAAUCAAUUAGAGGGCCAAGUGCCAAGGUCUUUGGCUAAUUGCAAAAUGUUGGAGGUAUUAAACCUUGGAAAUAAUCAGAUACAUGACACCUUCCCUUUAUGGUUGGGAGCUUUGUCCCAGUUGCGUGUUCUCGUCUUGAGAUCCAACCAAUUUCAUGGCACCAUUGGGCAUCCUCUAACAAAUCAUCAUUUCCCACUGUUACAAAUUUUCGACCUCUCUUUCAAUAGCUUUGAGGGUAAUUUGCCAUCAAAUAUGUUCAAGAGCUGGAAGGCGAUGAUGGAUGAUGACAAAUCCCAAUCUUUGGUCCUUGGCAAAAUGAUAAGCGGAAGUUCCAUAUACUAUCAAAACAAAGUAUCUGUAGUCAACAAAGGGCUUCUGAUGGAAGUGGUAAAGAUCCUUACUGCGUUCACUGUAGUGGAUCUCUCAAAGAACAAAUUUCAGGGGAAUAUCCCAAAAUCAACUGGGGAUCUAAAGUCACUCCAUGUGCUCAAUAUGUCCAACAAUUAUUUAACAGGCAGAAUUCCAAGAUCACUUCAGAACCUAAGGGAUCUGGAGUCAUUAGAUCUCUCACAUAAUAAAUUGUCAGGAGAGAUACCUUGGCAGCUAACAGACCUAACAUUCCUUGCGGUGUUGAAUGUCUCACAAAAUUUCCUCGUGGGAAAAAUACCACAAAGUCGGCAAUUUCUUACAUUUAACAAUGAAUCGUUCAAAGAGAACUUAGGAUUGUGUGGACCUCCAUUAUCAAAGAAAUGCGAAGAUGCAAAGAGUGCACCAUCGCCCACUCUGUCAACAUUGCAAUCUGAAAGGAAAUAUGAUUGGGAAUUAAUGUGGAUAGGAUUUGGAGUUGGAUACGGAGCAGGUGUAGGGAUGCUUUUUUGGACUCUAGCACUUUGGAGGAAAGGAAGGAGAGAAUUCUAUAUAUUUAUUGAUGGAAUGCUUUCCUUAAUUUUUCCUUCCAUGGUGUUUGCUAAAUAGCAAUGACGGUAAGAUGAUUGGAGCUAGGGUAAAUAUGUUUGUAUAGUUUGUCUACCA
Molecule: messenger RNA, 3684 nt
Organism: Magnolia sinica
Lineage: Eukaryota; Viridiplantae; Streptophyta; Magnoliopsida; Magnoliales; Magnoliaceae
Product: receptor like protein 22-like
Exons: 1
Coding region: 19-3627 (1202 amino acids)
Molecular function (GO): protein binding
Source: RefSeq, a predicted model, not a curated record